UGACUGUUAACAAAACCGGGCUUAAUAUUCUCUGUCUGAAGCAGAUUCAUCAGUGUUUGUUCUUUCUGGACACGCCUUGUUAGAACAAACUGAAAAAAUUGUCUUUCUUGGCUGAUAAGUGAGUGUGAGUUUCAGUAAUUUCGUACUGUGGAUGUAGACUCUGUGUGUGUGUGCACACACGUGUGAGUGAAACACUGAGAACACUGUGAGAUUAAAAAUUACAUCUGUUGCUGUAUCCUUGUGCUAUAUUUUUAUUAAAUAUAGUCUGUCUCUUAAUUUCGCAGUGAUUCUUCUCUUCACACUUCAGAUGUUUAGUUGUAGUCAACUAAAGUUACAGUUUUAGAAUAACUCACAUUAAUAUGGGAGGUGUGGUUUUCCCACUUAAUAGAAAAGAGGUUUGGAUACUUAAUUUUGUUAGAAAUCUGGAAAUCCUUAGAAAUUAAAUCUUUAAAAAAAAAAAAAGUAAUUUUUGUUUCAGAUCGGUGUGCUGUCGUUCACAGCUGACAGUUUUUGAUCCAGUGUGACUAGUUUGGGAAGGGCUGUCUUGGAAGCAUAUGUUACAGAGGAAAAGCAAGCUUUAAUCAUGUUUAAUAAGUGAUAUCUUUUCUGUGUGUUACCUUUAAAAUGGUCCAUUGCACGAUUUAUAGAUUGCUCCUGACAGAAUCUGGAUGCUGUUCCAGUUUUAGGAUGGGAAAGGAUGUCUCUGAAAGGGCAAACACUGAAGAAGUUGGAAUUUCAAAGUCUUGGGACUUUAAAUAGGACAUGAAGCAUCUGAUGGAGAUCUAAGCUUUCUUUCCAUCAGAGUUUCUUGGCUGUUUUCUUUGGUGUAAUAAUCCAUAAACUACAAUUGGUUGUUUAAUAUAAAAAAAAAAUUAUUUUGUUAUUCUUCAGAAAAAGUCUGGGCACGGCUCUGGGCUCAUGGUUUUCCCGGAUUCAGGAAAAAAGGGGCACAACUAGAACUUGAGUUUUUGUUGCUCUUUUUUUAAAUGUUCAUUCCGUGUUUCAGGGAUUUUGUUGGUAAUGCUGUCAAGAGUAGUUGUUAGUGUUUAUCCACCUCUUACUAUUGCUAGUCAUUAUAAUUUUUAAAACCAUUUUUGUUGUGUAAUUUUGUUCUGUGAUUUGGUGUUAAGAGACUAGCUAUUCUCUGCUUUUGGUUUUGUAGAAUGCAACAUGAGGUCAUCCCCUUGUCUUGGAUUUCAUGUUGCUCCCGAGCGACUGGAUUUCAUGUUGCUCCCGAGCGAUGGAUUUCAUGUCGCUUCAUGGAGCGACACGCUGUGUUUCUCUGGGUUAGCCCCUCUGUUGAGGAGUGUGUGGUGGUGUAAUGUUUGGCAGCCCACAAGGAGCAGGUGUCAGCUGUGAUGCAUGUUUAAAAGGAAAUUUCAGAGGUCGACGAUACAAGUGUUUGAUUUGCUACGAUUACGAUCUGUGUGCAACCUGUUAUGAAAGUGGUGCAACAACAACAAGGCAUACAACUGACCAUCCAAUGCAGUGCAUACUAACAAGAGUAGAUUUUGAUUUGUACUAUGGUGGAGAAGCUUUCUCUGUAGAGCAGCCACAGUCUUUUACUUGUCCUUAUUGUGGAAAAAUGGGUUAUACGGAAACAUCUCUUCAAGAACAUGUUACUUCUGAGCAUGCAGAAACAUCAACAGAAGUGAUUUGUCCAAUAUGUGCAGCAUUACCUGGAGGGGAUCCAAAUCAUGUCACAGAUGACUUUGCAGCUCAUCUUACACUGGAACACAGAGCUCCUAGAGAUUUAGAUGAAUCCAGUGGUGUUCGGCAUGUACGUAGGAUGUUCCACCCAGGCCGGGGUUUGGGAGGCCCCCGUGCACGUAGAUCAAACAUGCACUUUACUACCACUUCCCCUGGUGGGCUUUCAUCUUCUCAGAGUUCGUAUUCUCCAAGCAAUAGAGAAGCCAUGGAUCCUAUAGCUGAAACUUUCUCUUCCCUGGCAGAGCUUUUAUCUCAGCUAUCAGGUGUGAGGCGUUCUGCAGGAGGACAGCUCAACUCCUCUGGCCCUUCUGCUUCUCAGUUACAGCAGCUGCAGAUGCAACUGCAGUUAGAACGACAACAUGCACAGGCAGCAAGACAACAACUGGAGACUGCACGCAAUGCAACUAGACGCACCAACACGAUCAAUGUUAACACCACUAUGACACAAUCUACAACAACAACCAACACAUCUAACACAGAAAACAGUCAGCAGACUAUCCAGAAUUCCCAGUUUCUUCUCACGAGGUUGAAUGAUCCGAAGAUGUCGGAAGCGGAGCGUCAGUCAAUGGAAAGUGAGCGGGCAGACUGCAGCCUGUUUGUUCAGGAGCUUCUACUGUCCACUUUGAUGCAGGAAGAAAGUUCCUCCUCAGAUGAGGAUGAGCGGGGGGAGAUUGCAGAUUUUGGUGCUAUGGGCUGUGUAGAUAUUAUGCCUCUAGAUGUUGCUUUAGAAAACCUAAAUUUAAAAGAGAGUAAUAAAGGAAACGAGCCUCCUCCACCUCCUCUUUGAUGACAUCCCACUUUGCAGACAAUGUCCUCUGUGCUGUAUUUGCCAAUGAAAGUGGACAACAACUAUCUUGGGUUUGUUUUGGUGAUUGUAAUUUCAAGUCUGUCACUCUUGUUACAUUGUGUACAUUCAAAAGAAAGAGAGAAAAGAUAUAUAUGAUAAUCAUUUCCACUUAACUAAUUUUUAUUUCUAGCAGGUAAAUGUAGGUUGCAGUGCAGAGCGAAAAGCUCUGUGUCCUGUACCUUGACAUGCAAAAGGCUCUCCUAAUACUCCACAUUCAAACUGAAGAGGAAAACAAUGAAAAAUCUCUAAUGAAGCUGCUGUGUGUAUUUAUGAAUAUUAAUGAAUAAAACUGCUUGGAUGGUUUACCUUAACUACUGCAUGACGUUUUUUGCAGCGUGCAUGAGUUUUAGUGACCUUGUCAUUUAAAAAAUUUAAAUACAAGGAGUAAAACUAUAAUACCCAAAGCUUUCCCAUUAUUCAAAGGUUACAUGACAAAAAGGUUAGUGGUGACUAGCAGUUUGUGGCCACAAAGUAGCUUUUGAAUAAUAUGUGACAGAAUGACAUCUUUAUGUGCUGUUCCUGCACAGGAUGGAAACUCUGCAGUGGGAUAUAUUGCUGUGACCAGGGCAUGGUGUUUUGCUCUAUGUGACCAUUAUGUUGCCCUGUUAAGCCAUCACCUCAGUGUGGAGUUGAACUUCAUUUUAUGCAUCCGUAGGAGGCGGAACAACAGUAAGGCCACUGCUGGAAGCUACUGCGAGGGGCUUUUGUGUGCCCUGAAAUCAAAUGAUGUUCACUUUUGUUUAAAGUUUUUCCUUUUUGUGGUUGUUAAAAUUUUUUCAUUGUUAAAUAUGUUUUAUUCAGGUGUAGACAAUUCAUAUAUUCACUGUUUAAAAAAAAAGUUAACCUGGAUCAUGUUGUCUUUAGUUUUUAAAAGUCUUUCACAGUCUCAAUCAUGUUUUGAGUUAUUUAUGUAUUUGCUUCAUAGUUUGCAGAGACCUGUCAGUAUCAGGAGAGCUUGAGGAUUUAGAUUCCCAGAUUGUCAGAAUAUUACAAUUGAAUUCUUAAUGGUAACUUUAGCACCUUUUAUUUAUUGCUUCUUUUGGUUAUUUUUGCUGGUAUAAAAAGUUGAAAAAGCCUUUUAGUUGAAUCAUGCCACCUACAUGCCUAUAUACUGUUAACCUUGCUGGUUUGGAAAACAAGAGUAUGGUGUUCUUGUGCAUAGAAGUUUAUAAUAGCCCUAAAUCAAAGACAGAAUGGGUAUGUUUGGUUUUGGUUUUCUUUUUUUCUUUCUGUGGUUUUAUUUUUUUUUUUCCUUUGGUGAGUUUUUGAAUGUAAAGUUAGAUUAUAAAAAACAAAAUGCACACAGCUUCUGAUGAAAAUUUAAACUAGGCUUAUAUCAUAAUGGUGUCUUCCCAGAUCUCCCUCACUUCACCCCCUCUCUCUUUCUAUGUAUCCUUCCAUCUCUGCAGCAUUGCUAGGGUUUUAGAGUAAAUCUACAGACUUGAACACCAGAUGGUGUUCUCAGCAGAACUGUGACGUGUAUGCUAAUCCAGCCUAACAGCAGCAAAAGCAGCAACCCCAUAGGCUGAAGUUUAAGUUCCAUUCUUUUUUUUUUUUUUCCUUUUUUCUUUUAAAUCCUCAAAUCUUGAUUGUUUCCACAUAGAGCAGUACUGGCUUUGUUUUCUGUUAGUCUCUGCAACAGAAAAUGUUUCAAGAGAAACUUUACAUGAGGCCUCCAAUUGUCCUGAGAGUUACCCCCAGUAGGGACUUUUUUUAUUGAUUGUUGAGGAUUUUCAGAAAUUUUUCAAGCUGUAGUCUUUUCAAACACAUCUUCUGCACAUUACAAUAAGACACACGGUUCAAUAAAGCAUUUUGAAGACUGU
Molecule: messenger RNA, 4380 nt
Organism: Strigops habroptila (Kakapo)
Lineage: Eukaryota; Metazoa; Chordata; Aves; Psittaciformes; Psittacidae
Product: E3 ubiquitin-protein ligase KCMF1
Exons: 7
Coding region: 1322-2497 (391 amino acids)
Biological process (GO): synaptic signaling
Cellular component (GO): plasma membrane
Molecular function (GO): zinc ion binding
Source: RefSeq, a predicted model, not a curated record